Messenger RNA from Ustilago hordei, 1620 nucleotides. RefSeq lists its product as uncharacterized. The record is from RefSeq and is a predicted model, not a curated record. The transcript has a single exon. Lineage: Eukaryota; Fungi; Basidiomycota; Ustilaginomycetes; Ustilaginales; Ustilaginaceae. Bases 1 to 1620 code for a protein of 539 amino acids.
AUGUUGACCAAUCCACCACCACCAGCGACAGCCUCUCGCUCAUCAUCGUACUAUACAUCACAUGACCACCCGCCACUCUCGCCCUCCCAUUCUUCAUCCAGUACCUCCUCUUCCGACUCUUCUUCUUUCUCGUCCUCUUCACCUUCUUCCGCCUCAGAAGUGGAAUACAAAACCACUCAUCACAGGCGAAAAGGAACAGCACUAGUCAUCUCCCAACCAACGCUUGUCAACUUUGUUCCCACGAGUGAUAUUCAAACAGCCGUCAGCAUAACGGCUGAUCGCAUCGUUAUCGAUACCAUCCUCCCUCCGACUGCUACCUUACGCUCCAGGUAUCCUCUACCCUGCACCUCUCAAAUUCAACAUCAAGUAUUGAAAGCAGAUCAAGGAUCAGAGGACGGAUUCGAUGAGAGACUACUCCAAGAGCACAAAGAACAGCUAUAUAGGACAUUACAAGAGAAACUAACGGAAAACUAUGAUCCAAGUGGACGCAUCAAAGAGGAGAUAUUUGAAACGUUGACUGGAGUCACAAGGUUUCCUGAUCCUGUGGGGACGAAUAAGAGUGGUAAAGCGGCUGGGAAGGUAGGCUGUCCUUGUAUCUGUUGUGAAGUUGGUUGCAGUGCUCCGGUGCAAUCGCUCGACUCUACUUCACAGGUGUUGAGAGGCCUUGGGAGCACGACGAAAGUUAUCGAGCCGACGACAGCAACAGUGGAAGGGCAGCAACUGCAUUCGUUCCUCGACAUGACGGAAACCUCAACGAAGAAGAAGCGGAUUGGAUUUCUGACCCUUCCAAGGUGGUUUGGCAGGUCGAGAACUCGUGCAGAUCUUUCCUCAGCUUUGCAACCAGAGUUGAGAGCUACAGUAUUACCUGCACCCGCACCGGCAUUGCCGGAGAAGGUAACCCAGCAAAUCGUUCCACCGGUUUCUGAAGCGAAAGUGACCAAGUCAAGAUCGUUUGUAGACAUAGUCAGGCGCAGAAGGGAUAAACAUCAAGCCAUAGCCCCAGCUCCAACAAACACAGGGAUGGGUCGGAAUGGGUUCGGUAAGGGCAAAGCAAGGCAAUCUCUUGACGAGAAUUCGCCUCGAUUGCCAACCCGUUCUUCCUCCCAAGCCAACCUCACCUCUAACCUCCAACGCUCCACCAGCUACACAAGUCUAGCUCCUGGAGCGAGCGCAGGACGAUUCUCACUCGACUCCUCCAUCGAACCGCAUUUACGAGCCGAUACACCACGUUCCAUGCCAACACCACCUCCUCGACGGAGCAGCAAACUCUACGCCAUAGUCAGCAGAAAGCCUGUUCCACCGCUGAACCCGUAUGGCAGUGCGGCUCUGCCAAGGAGCACCACAUCGGGAGCCUACUUGAUCGGACAGAUUGUCGAGGAGGAAGAAGAGGAAGCAGAAGGGUUGGGCGGGGUUAGUAGGAGUAGAAGACAGAGCGCCUUGAUGUCGAGCUAUAACCCUGUUGUCGAUGAUGCGAACUUGGAGAUGGAUGCUGUGGAGAGUGGGGGGAAAGGGUGGGGUUUCAGAAGCUUGGGUGCGGGUGGAGGGAGGUAUAGUUUAGAUCAGAUGCGAUUGUAUGGUGAUGAUGGUAGGCGGAGGAGUGCGGUUGGUGUUGCGAUCUGA